AUGUCAUCCUCCUCAAACAAAGACAAAAAACAGGGAAAAACGCCUACUUUUAUGGAUCGCUUUGCUCUUCACCUAGCCAAGGAAUUGGUGGGAUCCAAGACGGUCCUUCAAGUGUUGAACCAACAACUUCAUGGUGACAGUGGCAAAACGAAGGAGCAUCCCCUGUAUUGGCGUAGUGAUUUGUUCCUGGAGGAUCCAGCCGACAUGAUGAAUGCUUCCAAGUGGCCUUGUUAUUGUUCCUCUACAACAACAACUACUACUACAACUACUACUGGUACUACUACUGGCAACCAACAAGUUCGCCAACGACAACAUUUGCUCUACCUCGAUGCCAAGUUUGAAUUUAUUUGCAAGAACAAUAACGACGACGACGACGACCAACCUACUCACAAGAAACAAGUCCAGGUCACGUGGGGUUGUUUUGUCUUGCAUCAUUCUAAAAGUGGUAAUGGCAAUGAUGACUCCACAACAACAACAACAGCAAAAACCAUAACAACAUGCAAGAAUAAUUAUGGCAUGUAUUACAAGAGCAAACCCAUGAGGCUUCACUGCCUCGAAAAACAUGUCGAGAGCAUGGACAUUGAUCUACCGGAGCAACCGCAAAACAUGGCCAAGUUUAUGAGACCUGCUCUAGUAGGCGAGCAGCAAAAGAAGAACAGCAGCAAGGGCGGUGAUAUGAAUGCAAAGAAGGCCAAGGACUUUCACAUUCAAUUGAAAGAUUCUAGCAAUACGUUCGACAACAACGAUACCGAGAAAACGAAAAAGACGACUCUGCAGUUGGAGCUUUACUACGAAGAGCUGAAUGACAAGGGGGUCUUGACACUGGAGUUGGAAGAGCAAGCAUCUAGUCCAUACAAUGAACUGGCCAUGGAACCCCUUUACCUGCGAGAAAUCAUGCGUUCGAGUGGUCCAGAGGAAGAGGAAAUUCCACCAACCACCCGAACCACUUCUCAAAGCAAUAGUCAAGGUUCAUUAGGAAGUCCCUUUGGUGGUGGCAGUAUCAGUAUCAGUCAAUCUCAUCAGAAUAAUCAACCAAUGAUGAGCAGUCAAAACAGCGUCUUUGGAAGCCCAAUCAAUGCGACUCCUCGUCCAGCAGCAAGAGAAAGGAAUAUGGUCGAUGUCCAAUUGGAUCAAGCUCUUGAUGUAUGGUUCCGGCAAACCAAUGACGACGAAAGCGAUAACGGCAACAAUGACAACAGCAAAGUGGCAGCUUCCAGCAUGGCAUCUUCUCCCAUAGCUGGUGCUGCUGGUGCUGCCAACAACAACAAGAAACGCCCACCACCAAGAAACAUUCAAAACCAUGGAAUGCGAAGAAUCAAGAAAAAGAAGAAAAAGGGAGGAUUGUUUGGGUAA
Cylindrotheca closterium is the source of this 1353-nucleotide messenger RNA. Lineage: Eukaryota; Bacillariophyta; Bacillariophyceae; Bacillariales; Bacillariaceae. The record is from the annotation of a GenBank genome assembly.